CCGGGCUGGUAGCGCCGCUCUCGGUCGCGCGGACUGAUCGUGUGGAAUCGCGGGUUGCGGACGCUCGCCGCCGGCCAUAGCUCAGCCUAGCGCCUCCAAGGCCGACGGCCCCCAGCCUCUGCCAUGGACUUCGAGGACGAUUACACACACUCCUGCAGGAAUACUUAUCAGGGUUUUAAUGGAAUGGAUCGUGAUUAUGGCCCUGGAUCUUACGGAGGGAUGGAUCGUGACUAUGGCCAUGGAUCCUAUGGGGGUCAGAGAUCCAUGGAGUCCUACCUAAACCAGUCAUAUGGCAUGGACAAUCACAGUGGUGGUGGUGGGGGUAGCAGCAGUUUUUCUUCACCCCAUAUGAAGCCUGCACCUGUAGGCUCUCGGGGGAGAGGAACGCCUGCUUAUCCUGAAAGUACGUUUGGAAGCAGAAACUAUGAUGCUUUUGGAGGACCAUCAACAGGCAGAGGCCGAGGCCGAGGACAUAUGGGUGAUUUUGGAAGCAUUCAUAGACCUGGAAUUGUUGUUGACUAUCAAAACAAAUCCACCAAUGUGACAGUUGCUGCUGCAAGAGGAAUAAAGAGAAAAAUGAUGCAGCCAUUUAAUAAGCCCAGUGGAACCUUUAUCAAGAAACCCAAACUAGCAAAACCUAUGGAGAAGAUAAGCCUCAGCAAAUCACCCACAAAAACUGAUCCUAAAAAUGAAGAGGAAGAAAAGCGACGAAUUGAGGCUCGGCGAGAGAAACAAAGGCGCAGAAGAGAAAAAAACAGUGAGAAAUACGGAGAUGGAUACAGAAUGGCAUUUACGUGUUCAUUUUGUAAAUUUCGAACAUUUGAAGAAAAAGAUAUUGAACUGCAUCUGGAAAGUUCUUCACAUCAGGAAACAUUAGAUCAUAUACAGAAACAAACAAAAUUUGAUAAAGUAGUUAUGGAGUUUUUGCAUGAGUGUAUGGUGAAUAAAUUUAAGAAAACAUCUAUUCGUAAGCAACAGACAAAUAAUCAAACAGAAGUAGUUAAAAUAAUUGAAAAAGAUGUUAUGGAAGGUGUUACAGCAGAUGAUCACAUGAUGAAAGUAGAGACAGUUCAUUGCAGCGCUUGCAGUGUGUAUAUCCCUGCUUUACAUAGUUCAGUUCAGCAGCACUUAAAGUCUCCUGAUCAUAUCAAAGGGAAGCAGGCUUAUAAGGAACAAAUAAAAAGAGAGAGUGUCUUGACUGCUACAAGCAUUUUAAAUAAUCCAAUAGUGAAGGCGCGAUAUGAACGUUUUGUUAAGGGUGAGAAUCCUUUUGAAAUUCAAGACCAUUCUCAGGAUCAGCAAACAGAAGGAGAUGAGGAGGAUGAAGAGAAGAUUGAUGAACCUAUUGAAGAAGAGGAGGAUGAAGAGGAGGAAGAAGAAGCAGAGGAAGUGGGGGAAGUAGAGGAGGUGGAAGAAGUAGAGGAAGUGAGAGAAGGAGGAAUAGAGGGCGAGGGAAAUAUAGAGGGAGUGGGGGAAGGAGGGGAAAUAGGGGCAAUGGGAGAAGUAGAGGGAGUGGGGGAAGUAGAGGAAGAAACAGCAAAGGAAGAACCGGCUGAUUUCCCUGUUGAGCAACCUGAAGAAAAUUAAAUAUAAGGUAUUAAAUUUAAAAGGAGCUUUACAUUUCGGUUCUAAUGUAAAAAAGGGUAAGACAUUUAAUAGCUUAAAAUAUGAAUUAACACCCAUGUUGCAUGCAUUCCACAUAUUAAAAUUUGUUUUAUAUAAUUUCUAAAUGUUUAACAUUUGUUUAAUAAAAUGAAGGUAAAACUAUUUUAGUUUAGUUUUUAUAGCUACCAAACUUAGAUCUGAUAAAUUGUUUGUAUAAUUUUUAAGCUUAAUUUUUAUUACUUUAUUGGUGUUAAGGAUAACAAAUGUGUAUUGUUAGUAUAGCUAUUCUAAUAAUUUUAUCUUAAAUGCUGCUCUUGGGAGUGAAUAUUCAAGUGUGCAUCAAUUUUUGAAUACUUACCCUAGAAGAUAUAAACUGGGCAAGUAUUUUGUGCUCUGUGUAUUUUUUUACUGCAUUGGACAUUGAAUAGUAAUUUGCGUUAAGAUACGCUUAAAGGCUCUUUGUGACCAUGUUUCCCUUUGUAGCAAUAAAAUGUUUUUUACAAAAAAUGUUCUCCCUGGAUUAGCAGUUUAAAUGAAACAGAGUUCAUCAAUGAAAUGAGUAUUUAAAAUCAAAAUUUGCCUUAAUGUAUCAGUUCAGCUCACAAGUAUUUUAAGAGGAUUGAGAAGACUUGAAUUACAGAAAAGAAAAUUCUCAAUCAUUUUUAAAAAGUAAAACUAAAAUUUUUUUAAAAAACACAUUUCAAAUAGAAGUGAGUCUGUAACUGACCUUGUUUAUGCUCUUUUUAGUUUGUUCCUUUUCCCUGUGCCUGUGUCAAAUCUUGAAGUCUUCCUGAAAAUACAUUUGAUACAAAGU
Messenger RNA from Rhinopithecus roxellana (golden snub-nosed monkey), 2419 nucleotides. RefSeq names its product zinc finger protein 326 (gene ZNF326). Lineage: Eukaryota; Metazoa; Chordata; Mammalia; Primates; Cercopithecidae. The coding region runs from base 124 to 1587 and encodes 487 amino acids. The transcript is spliced from 12 exons. Gene Ontology annotation, molecular function: DNA binding. The record is from RefSeq and is a predicted model, not a curated record. Gene Ontology annotation, biological process: regulation of DNA-templated transcription elongation. Gene Ontology annotation, cellular component: DBIRD complex; nucleus.